Messenger RNA from Saprolegnia diclina VS20, 2101 nucleotides. RefSeq lists its product as hypothetical. Bases 38 to 1897 code for a protein of 619 amino acids. Lineage: Eukaryota; Oomycota; Saprolegniomycetes; Saprolegniales; Saprolegniaceae. Gene Ontology annotation, molecular function: protein binding. The transcript has 9 exons. The record is from RefSeq and is a predicted model, not a curated record.
CCAGCAACAAACUCGAUCAAGUCGCUUGUGCGUGGCCAUGGAAAAGGACGGCGACGUGGUCGUCGACACCCCGAUCGAUGCGACCGACAACAACCACAGUGACGAGCUCAACCUCGAGGUGACACCCGAGUUUGCACCGCGCUUGGAACUGCUGCAUCAGCUGCAAGCGUCCGAAGAAGACGCUGCCAAAGGCGCCCAGCUCUGCGCAGCGUCCAAAGAAGGUGCCAUCGACACCGUGCGCAAGCUCGUGCUCGAGAAUGCACCCGUCGGGUUCGUGACGACGUCGGGCUGGACGCCGCUGGCGUUUGCGUGCUUCAACGGACGCCUCGAGGUGGUGCAGUACUUUCUCGAGCUGGGGGCUGCCGACAAUUACAAGCCGACGCCAAGUAUAACGGGUGAAAAAUGCAAGCCGGCGCAGGUCAACACGCCACUGCACUGGGCCAUCUACAAGGGCCAUCCGAUGGUCGUGUAUACGCUCGUGACGUGGGGCUUCUCGAUAGAAGAUGCUGACUCGUGCGGCAACCGCGCGUUGCAUCUUGCUUGCUCGAAUGGCACGUUCACCAUCAUCGAAAUCAUCUUGUCGCAUGCCCCCGACCUCGCGGCCAAGAACGUAUAUGGCAACACGCCCAUGGACCUCACGACGGACGGCGCGGUCCGCAAGCUCCUCAAAAAGAUGCAAACGCAAACCAUGUGCGACGAGUGCCACGACGUGUUUUCGCGCAGCCGCCGCGCGACGCUGUGUCAGCAGUGCCACAACCUUGUCUGCAAUGUCGGCUCGUGCUCGUCGAGCCUCGAGAUUCCGUGGGGGACGGUCGACAAGAGCGUUCACAGCGUGCGCUACUGCCAUGCGUGCGUCCAGGCGCUGGCGCAGGUUGAGGCCGACCUCGAGCAGGUGCUAACGACGAAGCGCUUGGCAGUCGCCGAAGCAAUGGCACCGCUUGCUGCGCUCGAGGCAUCGUUGGCCACCUUUACGCCUGCCCCCAAACCAGGGACACCGACCGAGACGGAGGCGCUGGGGGGCGUCGAGCAGCCGCCGCCGACACCAAUUUCAAAAGGCUCGCUCGUCAAGCAGCUGCUUGCGCUGCUCUUGAGUCUCGAAAGCAACAACGCCGAUGUCGAAGCGCUCCAGACUGCGAUCGUCGCCGCGUCGGAAAAGAAGGCAAAUGCGUGGCUGCUCCAAGAGGCCCGCGCCACGUACGAACAGCACAUUGCGCACAUUCAGCUCAUCCAAGAGAUCAAAGCCGCCUUGGCGACCCGACCGAUCAGCACGCGGUCGCUGGUCGCGGCGCUCCGCCGAGUGUGGCGCCAAGCGCAGGUCGAGGGCGUCGAAGGCGCGCUGGUGCAAGCUGCACAGCGUGUCAUCGUGUUGGCCGAGUCGGAAGCGAGCUUGUACGGCGCGUACAUGCUUUGCGCACGCAUCCAGGUCGGGUCGGCGCAGUUCAGCAACGACUUUGUGCGCCUGAACCACUGCUUGACCAUGGUCGAAGACUAUGGCGUGAGCGACACCCUCAUGCGAAACGCGUGGGGCUUGCGCGACCGGCUGAGCGCCGAGAUGACGCUCGAAGCGGCCUUGUUUCCGUUUGAAGAGCGCAUGGACGGGCUCACCAACCAAUCGCAGUACGUCUUUCACGACGGCAAGAUCGCAGCCAGUCUCUUGGAGGCCCUCACGCUCCGGAACCACACGCUCACGGUCGCCGUGGAAGUCGCUGCCAAGGUCGAGGAGGCGACACCCGUCGCGUCGCACCUCGUGGAGAAGGCCAAGGAGUGUCUCGUCAAACUCAAAAAGGACAUCAAAGAAGAGCAAAAGAGAGAAGACGAACGUCGACGCAUUGCCGAAGAAGAGGCGCUCAAGGCCGCCAAGAAGGGCAAGAAGGGCAAGAAGGGCGGCAAAAAAUAAGAGAUGCGUUCCACGGUGUACAGUCUCGGACCUUAUCGUCGCUGCAUUUACCUUUCAUCGUGCUGCAGCGUCGAUGCAUUCAAUGAAGUGGGUGUUGGAGGCUCCUUGAUGACCGCCGAGCGUCUGGUACAUUUUGUACUUGGAUCCUGGCGACUUCGUAUUGGAGCUUGUCGAAUAAGAGCUUAUAGUGCGCUGGCACACGCG